GUGCGCGCCUUUACAUGCCGAUCUUCGGUCGCGUCGAACGCACGUAGCCAUAGAGCUCCCGCUGCGCGCCAACCUCCAUCGGAUUCCGAAUCUUUUUCCGAUACGAUAUUGUUUUUAAAUUCUUUCCGCGUCAAUUUCAUGUCCGUUUGUAAUUCGAAAUCAAACAAUUAGACUGUGGAACAUUUAAAUUUAAAAUGCGUUACAUGAUAGUGAAGUGAUUUUUUUAAAUAUUGUAUAAAAUGAAAUUAACCAUUUUAAUUUUUACGCUUGAUUAUUUGGAAGUUAUAAAAUAGUAAAAUGAGUUUUGUGAACUUAUUGGAAGGAUUGUGUCGUGAUUAGUGAACAAUUUUGAAAAACGGGUUAACUGCGAACUUUUACAAAAUGAAGAAAAUUAAUUGGAACUUUAAUGCGAAAAUUUUGUUUUUCUUCACAUCGAUGGUAGCUGUCGAUGCAAUUCAGCGAUUCAUUGAGAUGCCCACAUAUACCGAGGUCAACCCUGGCGAGGAUGCCCUACUUAAGUGCAGGAUAUCUGACAAGAAGGGCGUCUGCUCCUGGCAGAAAGACAAUAAGCCCGUGGGCAUCUACCGAGGGAAGUACGAGUGGGCGAACGAAGACAGUCCGAUGGGCGGUGAUUGUUCUCUUUGGGUGAGAGCUGCCACGCUGCAGCUGGAUGACGGCCAGUGGCAAUGCCAGGUCACCGCCAGCAACUAUGAUGUACAGGAUGCGCUAUCUAGUCCUCCCGCAGCGCUCGCCGUCCGUGUCCCACCACAGUCUCCACGAAUUCUCUACAAUGGAUCCCACGUCAUGCCCGGCCAGAACAUAACAGUGCCCGCCGGCUCUAGGGCAACAGUCGUUUGUGAAGCGAGAUACGGGAACCCGCCGGCUUAUAUUGAAUGGUAUUUAGAAAAAGAACGUCUCACAGCGUGGAGUCAAACGAACUCUUCAGAAGUUGAAAGACCGCGCGUGUGGGCAGCUAGGUCGGUUCUUGAACUAGGAGCCACCAGAUCGGCUCAUGGCCGACAACUGGCGUGCAGAGCUCACCAUCCGUCGUAUCCUGCGCCUUAUUACCGAGAUUCCUAUACGAUGCUUGAUGUCACUUUCGUCCCAGUUGUGACAAUAGUUGGUGCAGACUCGAGCACGUUAGCGAACUUGGAAGAGGGCUCCAGUGCCCUCACGUUGGAGUGCAAAGCCGACGGCAACCCCAGCCCUUACGUGUGGUGGACCAAAGACGGGCAGGUUAUCGCCACUAAUGGUCCCAAAUUGAUUUUGGCACCAGUUGCUAAGAACCAUUCAGGAAUCUACGGCUGUCAGGCAAGGAAUUCUCUGGGAACUUCAGAUUCUGUCAAAGUGGAAAUAGACGUAAAAUAUCCACCUCGAGUGACCUGGGUAGGACCCGACACCGUGGUUGAAGCAAACCUGUUCUCGCAAGUCACUUUGGAGUGCAAGGCUGAUGGAAACCCAAAACCGUCUUACCAGUGGUACCAUAAUCCGACUCCCGGCGCUUACAUAAAUGUGAUUCCCGAAGACGGCUACCCGAUAUCGUCGACCCCACAGCUGCAGCUUCAAAACGUUUCAUACGCGCAUCACGGCCGGUACACUUGUGUUGCCACCAACCAGAUAGGCCUUGAGGACCGAACUCAUCAAUCCGAGCCGGUGACCCUGAACGUGCUGGGGCCCCCGGUGGGGGCCGAGACGGGGUCCGCGCACGCGUGGAGCGGCGGCGAGGCCAAGGUCAGCGCCACCGUGUGCGCCGACCCGCCGCCGCGGAGGGCCGCCUGGCUGUGGGGCAGCCUGCGCCUCGACGUGCCUUCUCAGAUCGGGCGCUACCGCGCAGUGGAACCGACUGGCGCCAAUGGAUGCUAUCGUUACACGCUGCUGGUGUCUAACACGGGCACGGCCGACGCACGCGUCUACGUGCUCCACGUCGAGAACGAGAGAGGCUUCUCUUCGCAUGCCGUCUCGCUCAUUGUCCAUGACUCGCAUUUCUCGCUGACAGAGACGGCACACGUGGCGCCCCUCAUCGCCGGGGCCCUCGCGCUCGCCGCGCUGCUUGUCAUCGUGCUUUGCCUCAUCUUGCGGUGCAGACGUCGAAGAGAAAGCGUUGAAUACAAGACUGAUGAUUUAGAUAGCGAAAAGACAGUCCUACCUGCGGACGCAGUAUACGCUCCACGAGAAUCAAUGAGGCCUUCUGUAGGCGGGACUAUGACGGGGCCCCCGGGGGGUGCAAAUACGGGGGGCCCCGGUGGGCGCUACUCGCCGGGAGCGCUGCAGGUGCGCCGCGCCGCCGUGGUGCUGCAGCCCCCCACCACCGUGUGAUACACAAGCACAGGCAGCACUUACGUCGCUGGAAAGAGAAGCCAAAGAAAAUGUAUAUGCGGUUCUAGACCCGCAUAUACAAUAUGAGAUAACGAUUAAUAAGCACGGAGAACCGCCUAAGUACCUAUCGCUGUCCAAACCGUUGACGCACCAAAGAACGCUCUCUUCGGAACCAAAUAUCACACACGAGAUUAACAAUAACGAUUUUAAUGAAAAUCGGUUUUCCACCUUUAAACAAGGACCGCCUAAAGCCAGGCGAUCCAAUCGAGGUGAUCGGAAUAACCACGCAAACAAUCAAAGCUACGUUUGCAAGACUAACAAUGACAUAGAAUAUACAAAAGACCCGUAUUUUGGGAUAGCGAGAGGCGAUAAUGUAAAUACUAAUGAUUAUAGAAGUUCAAAGAAUUAUUCUAAAAUGUAUGAGAGGAACAACUCUGGGAGGAAAGACCGGAAAGAUAAUAAUAUAAAGCAGGACGUCAAAAGAGCUUCAAACCGUAGUCGAAGAGGAGACACUAACAGGAAAGUCGUUAGAGAGAAAGAGAGGGAACGCUCGUUUGAAGAAUUUGAUGCCCCGAACAAUGUUAAGCAGGAUUUCGUUGACGAAGAUUAUAAACCAAAGCCUGGAAAAGUUAAAGAGAUUGCCUCAAAGUUUAAUAGAGAUAGUAUGAACGUAUUGCCGUCGAAGAAGAAACGUCCCAAACCACUGCAAAGCUUUUGCAAUCAGGCCUAUUUGGAUCACAUCUUCCCAGAUGCUGUAGAAGUCUAGAGGAACUUUUUGUAUAAUAAUGAUUUGGUGAAGAUGUUGUAAGCGUUUUACUAAAGAUAAUAAUUAUAAAUUAAAAACAUUGCUGGCUUUUUUACUGUCAACUAUUAUUAAAUGAACUGAAAUUGUUGCAAGUACCGUUUGGAAUACUGCGGGCUCACACAUUUUAAUACUUUAGAGAGUGUCACUAAUACUGUCAGGUUUGUAUUCGUUAUAAGUCAGACUGGAUAAAAUUAAUUUUCGCAACUUGUGAAUAAUGCAAUAAGCGUUUUUUUUAAGAUAUAUAGUGCUCUAAUUUUUUCGACCUAGUUUUCAGUUUUAGUAAAACGCAAAUAGGAUCCACUCCUAUGUAAGAUGUCAUAAUAGAUCUCUAAUUAGUAUAAGUGCGAGAGUGAUUAGUUAUUAGGUGUACUUUCUCUCUUACUACACAUAUUUAUUCAUGAAAAAAAAAAACUGUAGAAGCAUAAUCAUGUAUGAACGCAAAAUUAAGCUUAAGCACCGAAAUGAGCUUUUCAAUUAAAAUGUAACAUUAAUUAAAAUGAAUGAAUGUUCUUUUGUACGAUAACUUCCAGUUAUAAUUAUGUGUUUAAAUGAAUUUGUGCAUUUAUUUUUAAAUAGAUGUCUAUCUUAUGCCACAAAGUUGUAUUUGUUACUCAUUAUUUCAUUAU
Messenger RNA from Hyposmocoma kahamanoa, 3747 nucleotides. Its product is annotated as irregular chiasm C-roughest protein. The record is from RefSeq and is a predicted model, not a curated record. Gene Ontology annotation, cellular component: cell-cell junction. Lineage: Eukaryota; Metazoa; Arthropoda; Insecta; Lepidoptera; Cosmopterigidae. Gene Ontology annotation, molecular function: cell adhesion molecule binding. Gene Ontology annotation, biological process: cell-cell adhesion. The coding region runs from base 382 to 2316 and encodes 644 amino acids. The transcript has 15 exons.